Messenger RNA from Prunus dulcis (almond), 589 nucleotides. RefSeq names its product EG45-like domain containing protein. The record is from RefSeq and is a predicted model, not a curated record. Lineage: Eukaryota; Viridiplantae; Streptophyta; Magnoliopsida; Rosales; Rosaceae. The transcript has 3 exons. The coding region runs from base 167 to 589 and encodes 140 amino acids.
UCCCUUGCAAGGAAACGUUCAAAAUGGAUUGCCUACCUCAUUCAGAAGAUGUGAUUUUAUUUUUCUUUCCUUUAUAAAUUCCUCCAUAUCUAGCUACAUUGCCUGCACUCUCGAUCAGCCUUCAGGCUCUAUUCGUCUUCCCGCUGAGCACAGCACUUGCCCAGGCAUGUCAACUUCUCCGAGCUCCCCUCCAUGGCUGUUUCUCUUCCUGUUUUUAUCAGCGCUCUUUCGUUCCUCUCAGGCUGAUGUUGGCUCUGCUGCCCACUACAGCCCCCCAUAUUUGCCCACCGCUUGCAGGGGAAGCGACCCCUCACAGUUUCCGUCGAGCAACCUGUUUGGGUCAGCCGGCGAGGGAAUAUGGGACAAUGGUGCGGCCUGCGGCAGGCAAUAUCUGGUGAGGUGCAUUAGUGCGCCGGUGCUAGGAACUUGCGUUCCAGGGAAGACGAUUCAGAUAAGGAUUGUGGAUCGAGCUCUCUCUUCGGUGUCUCGGCCUUCAAGGAAAGAUACUACCAUGGCCCUCUCCACCACCGCCUUCGCUGCAAUCGCCAACUCUUCUGCUAAGUUCGUUAACAUUGAAUUUCAACAGUAA